AGUAGUUGACCGGUCGGCGCUGGCGGCGGUCAGAGGUGACCGGGUCAGUGUGUUAGUCAGUGGUCGGUCGCGAUGGCCGGAAUGAGUGGUGGAGCGCCGCACAGGGCUGAUCGAAUCCUCGGCUGUGGCGUGCUCCUCUCCGGAUGUGUCCUACUCGGAAUCGGGCUAAUCUUGGGACUGGAGUUUCCGCGAUAUGUCAUCGACCAGAAGAUGAAAACUUCCUGCGUGACAGGAGCCGACACACAACACUACAGGGACUGGCUCUCCAGUUAUAACUCGACAGGCGUGUCCCUCCUGACCAUUUGGCCUGCCAACGCGAAAUCAGGCUUAGGAAGGACCCCACCUGGGAAUCGCAAGAGGUUUGGCCCGUACGUGUUCACCAGUGACGAGAGGAAAGUGGAUCUGUCUGGCCACGAUGGGCUGCUCUUGUUCAGAGUGUACUCACAAUAUCGGUUUGACGAGGACGGGACACGACGCCAAUGUGCUACCUGCCAUGACCACGACGAGGUCACGGUGGUCAGCACGGUACGUCAGCAGCUGCUGGCUCCGUUCGCCGGCUCCAAGGCGGUCUACCUACGACGGCACAUAGCUGCCAUGGCACGCGCGCUGCUACACUCACGGUCAACUCGACAGGUUCCUCGUCCUGCCGUCCCACCGGCGCGAGGAGCCCCAACCGACCGACCGACGUCCGUGAGUCUGCUGACCUGCAGACUGGUGGCGUUGGACUCCAAACUGCUGCGGCUGGCGCCUCCCGAGCUACUGGUACCAGCACUGCGGCUGCUGGAGGAGCCAGCGGGAGUGGUGCGCGCCCCGCUCACUGACAGAGUGUGUGAUGAGGUGUGGAAGAGAGUGCUGAGAGAGGCGGUUGUGACGGAGGAGUGGUGUAAGGAGUACAGGACGGGGGAGGCCGCACACUGUGAUGUGUGGUUCUUCGUGGAGCGUCACAGCCGGCUGAAUGAGACGCAGAGAGGGAGGGUGGCGAAUGUCACCGUUCAGCUGCUCUGCUGCCACUCCAACUACUCUCAGGUGGGCAGGAGUUCACCAUCAGCUCUGCUCAGUCUAGUUCUUCAACUAGCGCCGCGGCUUCAGCAGGCGGUGGCUGACGUCUCCAGUCUGAACCUGCUAACAAACACCCUGCGCGGCCCCGUCAGUCAGAUGGCGCUGGGUUUCCGCCUGCGCACGGCCCUGUUCACCAACAACAGCGUCAGUUGCUGGGACCUGCCCGAGAGGACAGUGCUGGAGGACGGCUGGAUAUCCGGGGCACUACGGCACCACGAGUCCGAACAACACAGUCGGAGACACGCCUCGCUGCGCAGCCUGUCCACCUGUCUCUACAACAGGUCCAAGGAGAGCAACCUGCUCUGGCACGACCGGGUGACGGUGACGGGCCGGAGACUGCCUCGGCACACAGCCGGCUUCAGCAGCUCUCUUCCUCCGGCCACUCACGUGACGGCCUGUGGUCGGAGCGCCACGACCGCCGCCGCUGCGGCUAUCUACGAGCCGCGUGUGUGGCGUCCCCUGCAGUACGUCCGCUCCGGCCGCAGCGCCUCGCUGGGGCAGGUGGCUCUGAUGGAGCUCACAGCGCCAGAGGCCAACGCUUCGCUGUACGAUAUGCGGGACGUAUCCGAGUUUGCCGAGUGGAUUCAACUAGGACCACUUGAUCAGCAGCAGCACCAAUCACUGAGCGAGUAUAUCCCAAAGGUUCUGGUGGAGCCUCUAUCAGGACACAUCUGGUCACGGAGCAUUACUUGGACGUCAUACACGGGCCAGAACGCCUCCUCAUUGGUGCCACUCUGGACAGUGACGCAACACUGGCAGGUCUCUGAUGACGUCAUCACUCGACAUCGCUGGCAGUCGAUUGUUAUUUUGGAGGUCGGCUGUGCGGGGCUGGUCACCUGUAGUCUGGUGGGCGGUCUGGCGGUGCUGGCUGGCUACCUGGUCUUCCUCGGCUUCAUAUCGUGUCGCGGCAGCGCGGUGGCUCCUCUGAUGUCGACCCAUCGCUGACUGGAGAGUCUGACAGCAAGCUGACUCAUCAGGUCGUGGAGAGCUUGGUCAUCGGUUCCUGGAUUCUAAGUGAUUCUUGUUUUACGUGUUGCCGCCGAGAAAUGACUCGUGGCUGCUGAUUAGGAUGAGAAAUGAGCAACGUGCCAAAAAGGAGAAGUGAAUUGUUCCAAGCUGGACCGUGGGAGGUGCCAGCUGUAACGUAUUUUAUUGUAUCUUGCACUUCUCCGUCCAUGUCCGAACCAUCAAACAACUAAGUCUAAGUCUAAGUCUAAAUCGCAAACUUGCACUCAUAUUCCACGACCUUUUAUGGAGGUGCAGGUAACAGCGCCACGGGAAAGGAGUGUUCCACUAGCUGAAAUGACCUAAGUGAGGCCUCACACGGGAAUGGGUUACUGAAGGCCGGCCGCAUACCGCAUCAAUGUUCUAGAUGUUGCACCCAUUCUGGGAAUGGGUAAUCUGUAUUUUCCGUCCAUGUCAUUCCGUCCAUUUGUAUGGGAGUGUUCUGUUACAACACAGAUUCGUCCACUGGACAUUUCCGAGUAUGCAUGUCUGCCGUAUGCCGCAUCGCCUGUGGCAUAUGUCAUCAAAAGCGCGGCAACUGUAAAAGGAACGCCAUCGUCUGUGAAGAUACAUCUGGGUGUGUUAUGUAAGUGCAGCUGUUCAUGCUUUGAAUGUGGAAUGUGCCAAAGAGUGAGGUAAUAAAAGUAUCCAUUGGAA
This is a messenger RNA of Amphibalanus amphitrite, 2721 nucleotides long. RefSeq lists its product as uncharacterized. The transcript has 12 exons. Bases 73 to 2004 code for a protein of 643 amino acids. NCBI's taxonomy places the organism in Eukaryota, Metazoa, Arthropoda, Thecostraca, Balanomorpha, Balanidae. The record is from RefSeq and is a predicted model, not a curated record.